Rotaria sordida is the source of this 465-nucleotide messenger RNA. The record is from the annotation of a GenBank genome assembly. Lineage: Eukaryota; Metazoa; Rotifera; Eurotatoria; Philodinida; Philodinidae.
AUGAUUGUUUUAUGUUAUUUCUUAUUUCUAGGAGGUUUAUCAGAUAAUAGUGAAUUAUCUGAUGAUCAAGAUGAAGGCUCAAUAUCUUCAUCAUCAUUAACAAUUGUACGAAAAAAAAGUCGAAAUCCAACAUCAUCAUUACGUACAGCAUUAACAGGAAAUUUUCAUAAUACAUCAAGACGAUUUGAAUCAAAUGAUCAAUUAAAUAGUGGUACAGCUUCAUCAUCAUAUACAAGUGGACAUCAUGUAGAUGAUGAUAAACGACGAUAUCAAUGUUCAACAUGUUCAAAAAAAUUUAAACAUAAACAUCAUUUAAAAGAACAUGAAAGAUUACAUACUGGAGAAAAGCCAUAUACGUGUGAUAAAUGUGGAAAACGAUUUAGCCAUUCAGGUUCAUAUUCUCAACAUAUCAAUCAACGCAACAAAUAUUGUCGACCUGAUCAAGCUGAUACAGAAUUCGAUUAA